UGUAUGUUGACGGGAAAUACGUUAUGAGAUUGCUUGUUUGUUGAUAGUACUGUUAGCAAACAUUAUGAUUAUUAAGUUAAUAUAUCUGUUUUCUACCCUACUCUACAUACCUGUACUGUACCCUGUUGUAGGUGGACGAAAUGCUGUUCAGGCAGAACGACUGUACAGAAGACGACUCCCUGAGAAGCCAUCGCCUUCGCACCGGAUGUUUAGUCGUCUCACAUCUCGUCUACGUGAAACGGGAAGCUUAAAUCCAAGACCUCAACAUCGUCCUAGAACAUGCACAGAUGAACGUGCUGAAGUUGCUGUGCUCGCUACCAUAGCUGUGAAUCCUCAAAUCAGCACACGUCAAAUUGAACGUGAAGUUGAUGUUCUCUUUACCGACAAGGCAUCAUUCUCCAACAAAGGAAUUCUCAAUAUGAGGAAUAUGCAUUAUUGGUCCGCAGACAAUCCAAAAUGGCUCCGUCAGGUAGAGCAUCAACGUCCAUGGAAAGUUAAUGUUUGGUGUGGGAUUAUUGGAGCUACCAUUAUCGGACCUUUCUUUAUAAAUGGCAUCCAAAAUGGCAGACAAUACUCCAGAUUUAUACGACACAAUCUUCCUGUUCUCUUGGACGCCGUACCUCUGAACCAGAGAAUGGUCAUGUGUUAUCAGCGUGACGGAUGCCCUGCACAUAAUGCCUUACGAGCACGACGACUUCUGACCGUAAGUUCCCUGAUAGGUGGAUUGGACGAGGUGGCCUGGUUAGGUGGCCUGCCCGAUCUCCGGACCUUACACCGCUGAAUUAUUUUCUUUGGGGAGCAGUGAACCAACAACACCAGAGGACAUGAAGCAACGCAUUAUUGAUGCUUGUACAGCCAUCAAAGAGGAAACAGUAGCACGAAGUAGGGCAUCCUUCAUCCGCAGAGUGACCCUAUGUAUGCAAGCCAAUGGGCAUCACUUUGAGCAUGAGAUGUGAACGCUAUGUUUAGUAUGUAGUGCUGGUAUCACAGUGGAAGUUUCUACAAAGGGCCAUUUUACCCAGUGAUGUUAAGAAACAUUUGUUUGCAACAAUUUGCCAUUUAACGCAUUAGAUAAACAUAACAUUGAUAAUU
Molecule: messenger RNA, 1092 nt
Organism: Schistocerca serialis cubense
Lineage: Eukaryota; Metazoa; Arthropoda; Insecta; Orthoptera; Acrididae
Exons: 2
Coding region: 65-781 (238 amino acids)
Molecular function (GO): nucleic acid binding
Source: RefSeq, a predicted model, not a curated record